Pieris napi is the source of this 4685-nucleotide messenger RNA. RefSeq names its product beta-galactoside alpha-2,6-sialyltransferase 2 (gene SiaT). NCBI's taxonomy places the organism in Eukaryota, Metazoa, Arthropoda, Insecta, Lepidoptera, Pieridae. The coding region runs from base 1669 to 3057 and encodes 462 amino acids. The record is from RefSeq and is a predicted model, not a curated record. Gene Ontology annotation, molecular function: sialyltransferase activity. The transcript is spliced from 5 exons.
UACAUGCAAGGCUGCAACACCAAAUGCACAGGCGGGUGGAUGGAGUACAGUGAGCAUAGGUGUUUAUAUACUAUUGUAAAUAUUUUUCUUCUAUUAUUAGACAAUAUUUUUAUUAACAGAGAUGACACGUGGAUUCACAGAAACUACAGUCACCAAGUCCUUAACAUAAUCGUUUACCGAAUACCUAGGUAACACUGAAAAUGUUUAGAAAAUGAAAAACGGCUUAAUGUAGAAAGUUGCCAAUACUUUUGUUGUUUUUCGAAGUAAUCUCCAUUCCUCUCUACACAUUGUCGCUUUCGAUGGAACCACUGGGAAAACAGUGGGCCCAUUCUUCCUUAGGGGUCUCUUCUAUGGCAUUUUCGUACGCUUUCACCGCAUCUUCAGGGCUUGUCAAGCGAAUACCUCGAAUUUUAUCUUUAGUUUUGGGUGCGUAGCAAUAUGUCCAGCUUUCAUCACCUGUGACGAUGUCAAAUACAGCAUUUGAGUCACCGCCGCUGAACUUAUCUAACAUUUGGCGACACCAGUCCAUGCGAAGGUGUUUCUGGUCGUCGGUUAAAGUAUGGGGAAUCCUUCUGGUACAAAGCUUCCUAACGCCUAAAUGUUCGUGUAAUAUUUUUUGAACUUCACUCAUACCAAUGCCUAGGCUGUAUCUGCUGAUAGGUCACUCUCUUACCUUCCUCUAUCAUGCGUCGCACAGCACUGAUGUUAUCUUCAGUAGUCGCUGUUAGAGGGACGCCUCACGCGGAUCAUCAUUGAGAUUGCUACGUCCACGCUUACUCGUUAAACCAAUUGUUAAUAGUGGCACGAGAUGGGGCUUCAUUAAGAAAUGAUAACCGCAGCCUAUCAUGGCUUUGUUGUUGAGUAAGCCCACAACGGAAGUCAUCAUCAUAAUAAAUCAUUGACCGAAAAUGUACUCGCGUUAGGUUCAUUUUCACGUGUAACAAGAGUUUUAGCUUUGCCGCCUAUUCACAAAAACAAAUGACAAAUGAAUGUAAUAUACAUACUACAUUAGGUUACCAAAGAGUUCUGAAAUUUUAAUUCAAAAAAGUUUUCAUUAGUAAUGUUUCUAACUCGCCCGUUCUAAAUAUUUUUAGUGUUACAGUAGGUAUGCUCCUACUCUGAAAAUACCUAAACCCAAAAGCAGUACCUACCUAUCUGAUGGUAUGAGACAAUAAAAAAUAUUAAGUUAGUUUGUUGACAUUUAGUUUAUUGAAAGAAGAGAGAAAAUAAAUGAUUUCGAUACAACAAUUUAACCUUAUUUCUUCGUAAUAGUUCCUUAUUUAAACUGUCGUCUGUCAUGUACUGUGUACUCCUACUGUAGACUAUUUAAAGCCGGCUCUAUUAUCGCUUUUAACGCCUUUAAGAAAAUUGCGUGCAAUAAGUAUAAAUUAGGUAUAGUCGAGUAUUUAAAUGUUAAAAUUACCUACACGUAGUAAGUUCAGGGGCCGCAAAUUCUAAGAGGCCUGCGUCAAUGCUUUUGCAUAUUUCCUUUUUUUUCUUGGAGUUUGGCGCAUGCGUAGAAUCACGUUAGUCAGCUGAUUUACUCCGCCCUCGGUUACCCAUGUAUCGCUAUUUUAAUUGUAGUUAAUAAAGGAAUUGAUCAAUUGCCAUUAUGUUAAUUAGGACGUAGUGCACAUUUUCAACAAUAUAUUAGGUAAAUUAGUAAAAAUGAAGGCUGCAGCGAUGUCUGUGUGGAUUUUUAUUAACCUCUUGUGUUUUGGGAUGUGUGGUUACUUAUAUUUAAUAUGGUCUCAAUAUUGGAUGAGUAUUGAAAGACAGAAAUUGUUUAGUGAUUCACAAUUUGGUGCUGCGCGAAAAAGUUCAAGAUUACACUUUCAAGAUGCCUCUCCAGAAAAGUUAGAAUCAUUUAAGAUAAAUAAAUCAUCUUUCUAUGAUUCCAUUCUGAAAUCGCGAAGAUCGGUUGUGCUCAAGACUGGCCAUAUUUCACAGUCUUCCAAUACAAAACUGUCUUCAGAUCGACCGUCCGUUAAUAUAAUUGUGAAAAGUCAUGGAAAGCCUCGUUUUCCUAACUUACAUAAGGCUAUAUUAGAGUUCGAUACGGAUAAGUACGAGUGUGCAGAUUUGACAACAACUGAAUGUGAGGACCAGUCAAGGGAAUUUAGAGAGCUUGUGUUAAAAGAAUUCCACCGUGUCUUAAUGGGUGACAGCAAAGUUUUUACAUCGGGAUUAGAAAAUCAAAAUACCUACGAUGUGAAAUAUGAGAGAGAUGGUCCGUUACGAAAUAGUCGCAAGGAUAUUUUGUGCGCAUUAAAAAAUGUUGCAGUAAAAACGGUGACAGCAAAUGAUGAACCAUUUUUAGAUUUAGGUUAUUCAAUCCCAAAAUCUCCGUUACAAGGAAAUCGGCUGUAUAACACGUGUGCGGUUGUGACAAGUGCUGGAGCAUUACUGGGAUCUCGAUUCGGAAAAUUUAUUGAUUCUCAUGAGAUGGUGCUUAGAUUUAAUAACGCUCCAACCGAAAACUAUACUGAUGACGUCGGUUCCAAGACGACCUUCCGUAUCCUCAAUUCUCAGGUUGUCUCUAAGCCACAAUAUAAGUUCCUUGAAGACCCUUUAUAUAAAAAUGUAUCAAUAUUAAUAUGGGAUCCCGCUAACUACUCCUCAACCCUUGAAGACUGGUAUAAUCACCCUGAUUUUCCUCUGUUUUCUGUUUACAAAAAGUUACUCGAGAUUCGACCAGAUUCUGACGUUCAUUUGCUAAAUCCUACGGUGCUAUGGCGUCUAUGGAAUUUAUUACAACAUCUGUCGCCUUAUAGAUUAAGAAAGAAUCCUCCCUCUUCAGGUUUCAUAGGCAUUUGGUUCGCCCUACAUCGAUGUCACCGCGUACGCGUCUUCGAGUACGUACCAUCCGUACGUGCGACUAAACGUUGCCACUAUUACUUGACAGGUGACGACCCUGGAUGUACACUUGGUGCGUGGCACCCCCUAGCCCAGGAAAAGGCAUUGGCGGAUAGGAUACGUGAUAAUUCGGACGUGGACGUCUUCCAAAGAGGCUUCAUUGAUAUACUGGGGGUUAGGAAGAUGACAUGUGAUGUUUAGGAAUUAAAAUGAAGCGUCGAAAAACAUCGGAUAGACAAAAUGUAAAUUAGAUGCUGGAGAAUUUCCCAAAUGUUUGGUGAAUAAAUCAAAUAUGACUUGCAAGUAUUGUAUUGCAGAAACGAUUAGAAAAUUAAUCUCGACAAUGAAUUAGAUUAGCGUUAUUCAUUUGUUAUUACCGAUUUUUUCGAUCCUAUAUCUAUCUACAUCGGGCGUGAGUAGAAUAGACAAUAGACAGGACAUGUAUAAAGAAUGUUCUGCGGUACAACUAAACUAUACAAUAAUUUAGUAAAAGAUAAGUAUGGUGGGAUCUACACUCCCCAAAACAGCCCGAGCUGUACUGCCAAAGCGAUUCCAUAAAAAUAAGUCUGACUUGCAUUGCUUGGAUAGCAAGGAAAGUUAGGCAUAAAAAAAAAGAAGUUUAAUACACAUAUAUACUAGUGUAUUUAACAAUAAAAUAUAUAAAACGGUUCAUGUUAAUUUAUUAAUAAAAAAUAAAAUGAGUAGAUAAGCUAAUGAACUGAAUAAGGCAUUGUUAGGUAUCAUUAAGGUCGGUCCUAUUUACGAAAAUAAGUACAUUUCUAUACUUAAUACUAUUUAUAAGACAUUAUAAGAAUGCUUUAUUCAUUAUAGAAAAUUUUGCUAUGGUCUAUAUUUUGCAUCCUACGUCUUCCAUGUACGAUAUUUUAUGGUAGAGCGAAAAUAGAGGUAGAGAGAAAACUAAUAAAUGAUCUCACCAGCCGACUAUCGUUUCAACGACAAUUUUAGCUGUCAAUUUAAUGAAAUCACUUCAUGUUUUGCCGCAUCAUUAAGUACUUGGUUUUACAAUUACCCCACAAAAGGUACAUAAAAACUGCACGUUUAUGAGCAUUUUAAACUAAAUAAUAAAAGCCAUAUAUUUCAGAUAUUUUUACAUUUAUAUUUCUUUCAUCUCAUUCAUUUCUAGAUAUCUGUGUGCCCUUUUUUGGCAAAGGCCUCCUUCAAAUCCCACCAUUUCUGUUUGCACAUUGCCACUCUGCCAUGUACCACCUGCUGUUUCAUUAAUCUGGUCUAUCCACCUCGUAAUUUCCUUUUGCCUUUAUUGUCCCUUUACCAUUGCACUAUUGAGAUGAAAGGAAUAGAUAAAAUAAAGAAUGCAUCAUUAAGAAGAAUAACUAAGAUUAUACUAUUUGAUAGAUUUUGUCCAACAAACUAUCCUAUACGAUGACAUGCUCCAAAUGUAACGUUCAUACAUAUAACAAUUCAAUUGUGCGUAUUUUUGAUUGAAAGCUUUUUAAAGAAUCAACUACAUCGCGUUGUGUGUAUUAAAAAUGAAUACUCAGAUUCUGAAUAAAACAGAAGAAAUAUAAUAUGAAGCAAGUGGUCGCUAAGGCUUAUUAUUAUUAUAUAAUUGAUAUUAUCGCUUGGGAAUUAAUUGUAUUUAUAAACAAUUGAUAAUAUUAUAUAUAAAAUCCAACUCUACCUUCACUAGCGAGUUUUACUACGUAUAGUUUUUAGAAAGCAAUGCCGUUAAGAUUACUGCGAAUAGUGUUAAUAAUUAAAGUAGAAUAGGUGGUCAAACUAUCAGUCAUUAGAAGUUUUUACAUUUGUUACUGAAGACUAUGGCAAUAAAUAAAAGUAUGUUAUUUAAA